Molecule: messenger RNA, 844 nt
Organism: Adelges cooleyi (spruce gall adelgid)
Lineage: Eukaryota; Metazoa; Arthropoda; Insecta; Hemiptera; Adelgidae
Exons: 3
Coding region: 444-809 (121 amino acids)
Source: RefSeq, a predicted model, not a curated record
UUCGAGUAAAAAAUAAUACUGUGAGGUUAGGUUUGGUUAGGUUAGGUCAAGCUAAUUGUUAGUCUUUCGAGUAAAAAAUAAUACUGUGAAGUAUAUUCAAUAUUACUUGUAGUUAAUGCAAGUUAAAAGCCCUUAAAACCUAACCUUGCCAAGGUGGAUUGUAAUAGUAGCCUAAACCACAAAAUCGGUUUUUUAUUUUCGGAUAUCCAAGAAAAUUGGGAAAAACUGACAAUUUUUUUUUUAUUUGCGACAUUUGCACUGUUUGCUCGCAGCAAAACAGCACCACAAUAACAUGUUUUCACUGGGUACAGUUUGUUUGAACAAUUGAACCUACACUGGAUAUAGGCACCAGCCCCGUCGCUACGCCGUAUGCCACAUCUUAUAAACUGUAUUUUAUUGUUACCCGUAAGACGUUUUUGAAAGUUUUCACCAAGCAGGGAAAAAUGAACUCAAAAUAUUAUCUAACGGUUAUGAUGUGCCUAAUAGUUCUUAAUUGUCGCACAGCAAAACCCGACGAAACGGUCGAAGAGAAGCAAAAUAAGCAAGCUGAAAUAAAACAAAUAUGGCAAAACAUUUCAGAAUUGGACCAAUCGAAUUUGACACAACUGUUGGCCAAACAUGAAAAUAACAUCAUCAAAUGGAUGGAGGAAAAUUGUGACAAAGGUGAAGAAUUCCACUUAACAGAGCCCACAUUUAUAGACUUAUUGGUAAGCCUAAACUUGAGUCUUGAAGAGUUACGCGACCUAAAUGAGCGUUUAGGAAAAAAAACCAAACCAGUAACACCAACUGCAUCACCAAAAUCUUUUUGAAAUAAACCUACAUAUUUUUUUCUUUUUUGAAAUUC